Vigna unguiculata (cowpea) is the source of this 900-nucleotide messenger RNA. The record is from RefSeq and is a predicted model, not a curated record. Lineage: Eukaryota; Viridiplantae; Streptophyta; Magnoliopsida; Fabales; Fabaceae.
AUGCUUAAUAAGGCACUUUACGGUCUUAAACAAGCUCCUAGAGCUUGGAACCAUCGGAUUAAUCAGUUCUUGGAGAAGAUUGGUUUUGUGAGAUGUGUUUAUGAACAAGGGGUGUACACCAAGUGCUGGAAAGAUCAAGACAGAGAAGAGAAAAUAAUAGUAUGUCUUUAUGUGGAUGAUAUGUUGUUGACUGGGAGCAAGCCAGAAGCAAUUGCAGAGUUUAAGUCUCAAAUGCAUAGUGAAUUUGAGAUGAGUGAUUUGGGAAGACUCAACUACUUCCUAGGAAUUGAGUUUCAGUUCACAAAAGUUGGAACUAUUAUGCAUCAGAUGAAGUACUCACGUAAUCUUCUCAAUAGGUUCGGGAUGAAGGAUUGCAAUGUUGCAGUAACUCCAACUGAAAUGGGUCUCAUAUUAGAAAGGGGCACUGAGGAGGAAGAUGUUGAUCACACAGAGUUUCGAAGAAUCAUUGGGAGUCUGAGAUACUUAUGUAACACCAGAACCGAUUUGAGCUAUGGUGUUGGCAUUGUUAGCAGACAUAUGCAGAGCCCGAAAAUUAGCCAUAUGAAUGUUGUGAAACGAAUCUUACGUUAUAUGCGUGGAACGUGUAACCUUGGUAUAAUGUUUCCAUGCAAGAAGCCAGGGGGUGAGAUGAAGUUGGUGGGAUUUGCAAAUGCAGAUUGGUGUGGUGACAGGGAAGACAGGAAAAGUACUGCAGGUCACAUUUUUUACUAUGGCGAAGGACCACUAUCCUGGAAUUCAGUCAAGGAACCCAUGGUGGCUUUCUCCUCAUGUGAAGCAGAGUAUAUAACUGUUGCGCAGGCUGCGUGUCAAGCCGCAUGGCUUAGGAUGCCGUUGAAGGAGCUGAAUGCAAUUGAUCCAACCACCAACACUGUUUGUUGA